Messenger RNA from Mercenaria mercenaria, 2576 nucleotides. Its product is annotated as pregnancy-specific beta-1-glycoprotein 7-like. The transcript has 9 exons. Bases 79 to 1419 code for a protein of 446 amino acids. Lineage: Eukaryota; Metazoa; Mollusca; Bivalvia; Venerida; Veneridae. The record is from RefSeq and is a predicted model, not a curated record.
CCUGAUACAAAUAGUGCACUCCAACACAGAUAUUUACAUUUACUUUGGACUAACGUAAAUUUUAGUGUUUUACAAGCAAUGUUGCUUCUUAACAUGAGAGUUCUGUCGUUUAUUCCUACAGGGCUGCUUUGUUUAUUCAUUUUCACCGUGACGGAUGUCGAGGGAUUCGCCUCAUGGUGUGAGAUUAAUCAGACAAUCUUUGUACCAGAGGAAUCAACUGCGAUGUUUCAGUCUAAUUUUACAAACUCCUAUUAUUAUUUCCAGUUUUACAAAUAUGACUUUGGUAGAUCCCAAAGUAUAUUUUAUCUUUACAUUCAUAAUGAUAAUAUAACAGAUGAUGACAUAAGAUAUUAUGAUCGUUCAUGGGAAAACAGAACUCACUUCAAUGGUCAUCGAAACACUAGUAGCAAUACAUGGGAUAUUAGAAUAGAGAUAACCAAUAUCAGUAUGAAGGAUAACGGAACGUACCGACUACACUCUUCUGAAGACCUUUGCUUGAUCCUGUUUGUAAUGCAAAUUCGACCAGAGCCGAAGGAAGCUGUAGAAGAAAAUAAACCAGUCUAUUUGUAUGCGCAUCCACAUUACUCAGUUAUAACUCGUCCUCUAACAAAUGCAUCAAUGGUCUGGCUAUUGGACGGGCAAUCUGUCAACAAAACAGCAAGUUUUAUCCAACAGGAUGGUUUGAUUUGGAUACCACAUAUAACAAGAGAUCUCGAUGGCAGGAAUGUGUCAUACCGGGCCAUACAGGAUAACGGGAAUGUCACCGAAGUCAAUUAUACUGUGAAUGUCAAAUAUGGACCAAACCAACCUCUCACUUUAGUACCAAGGCAGACACAAUAUUAUCUUGUGAGUGGAGAUGUUAUACCGGACAUUACUUGUGUAACGGAAUGUAAACCACGUUGCUCUAUUUCAUGGGGAAAAUAUAGCAGCAGUGGAACACUUAGGCUAGGAACAGUCACACCUAAAGAUACCGGGGAAUACACGUGUACUGCAACAAGGGCUGGCGUUAAAACCGUGGAGCGGACCAUUCACAUUUAUGUCUCCGAUGAAAAAGUUUGGUUGAUGCAAUUAUCACCGAACAAAAUUGUGUACAUCGUUUCUGUAGGGGACAUAAUGCCGGAAAUCAUGUGCACUGCUGACUGUAAUCCGCCUUGUGACGUGUCUUGGGGUGUUCAUAGUUCAAAUGGACAGCUUUCGUUAGGGACUGUUGCUAUGGGAAUGGAUGCAGAAUAUAUUUGCACAGCAACUAGAAAAGGCUCAAGUAGAAGAGUUGAAAAGAGCAUCACUGUUCAUGUUCAAGAUAACACAUCUUUUACAACAGCUGUUGCAUGCUUAGCCACUGUCCAAGCAUUGACGACGUUAGGACUCGGUCUGUGUGCAUUUCUUAUUUAUAGAAGAAACAAAACAGUCGCCAUGUAAAACAUGCUUCAAAACCAGUGCAAGCCAGUCAUCCAACAGAAAUACGUGUUUUGGUUCAAAAUCGACAGUGGAAGAUAGUGGACUACAGCAUUACGAAGAGUUAGAUACUGAUACCCGGUAUAUAACAACGGUCUCUCGUGAGGUCAAUGUGCCCAUGACAGCGCUUCCAACCGAAGCCGGUUUAGAGAUAUACGAAAAUACCAAAGUAUCACCUACUUCUAACCAAGGAGUCACACUGACGCACAAGUAGGACGCUGAAAUCUCUCGCCAUUUAAUUGGAAUGCAAUAGUGAAGUAAACAUCGAAAUGUACUUGAACAAAAAUUAGGCGGUGGACUUGAAGAGCACAAUGGUUAUCUCUUUGCUGUUGAAUUUAAGCAAAUGUUAGCAAAACCUGAAACCUUUAGAUUGAAUAAGUGUAUGUGAACAUAGAUUUACUCAUGCAUAUAUGCAGUUGUAUCGGCCACUGGAACAUGCACCGACUGGCAAUUUAACAGACACAUCACCUUCCACUGUCUUCCGACUUAGCUAAUUAAGCUUCUUUAGCUACUCUGUAAAUAAAUACAAUAAAUGUCAUCACAUUUAAUACUAUUAAUGGGACAUGCCUGCAGAGUUAUAUCAAACUCAUCAAAAUUGAAUAUAGAAAUUCUCUAUAAGUUUAUAUCCCACCCCGACAAAAAUGUUGCCUUGAUAUUAUGCAGAAACUGUCCUUAAUGCGUCAUUCACGUGUUAAAGUAAAAAUGCUUAAUCCAAAUAUAUCAACUCAAAUAAUUGAUUUAAGCUAUGUGAUGCUAUCUGUCUUAUUGGUAGGUUAUAUGUCCUCAUAUAUGAUGUGCCUGUACUUCAUAUUGUAUCUAUUGCAGUGAUGAAUUCAUCUCUGAUAUGUUUUAAAUCGCCUCACUUCCUUCAAUGUGAUUUGCACGGGGUUGUUUUUUUUUGUCAGAUGAACUAACCUGCAUAAGAUGUUAAAUAUGAAAUAAUGUUUCUAACAGAUAUGAAUACAAAUUUUUCACAGAGCAUUGAUUUAUUUCAAGUAUGCAUAUACUUUUACAUGAAACGUUUCAUUAAAAGAGUAUUCAAACAUACUGCAAAUAUUCGUAACAUGCUUAUGUUAAAACGUAACUUUUGAUAUGACAAGUCAUUCUCUUUUAUACAUUAA